GCAAGAAAUAAAAUCCACCACCUACAAAAAACUUCCGCGAAAGAUAGAUUGACGUCAAAGCUAUUGAUCGGUAGCUCGAGGGUAGGUAAUGUCUCAUAUGUUGGCAAGAUAUAUACGAAAGCUGUACUAAAGUGACGAUCCGAGCUAUCUCUUGAAUGAUCCUUUGACAUACCGCGACUACUUCGAAAGUUUGAUAUGGCACAAUGUCAUAGCCAAACUUUCAUCAGACAGCCACCUCGCUCAUUCAUUCCAGUGUUGAAUUUAACAACUUCCAUCUAAGCUCAAAACUUUCUUGAGUCCCGUGCGAACAAUAAACGCCCCUGAACACUAUUUUGUGCGAGAGAGAACGGUUCAAAUCCGAAUGUCCGGUGAAACAGCAACCGCAUCUCCCGCUGAUAUGCUGUGGUACUUUCUGUUCCAAGCACCACCUAACUCUUGAUCAUCAUCUCGCAUCUGUACUGGGAAUGAGAUUAUCUACUCAAUCAGUCAUUUUCAAAAAGAAACAUAUCUUUUGACAGGUUUCAGGGACGGUGAGAUUAUGGCACGCAGAUAUAUUGAGAGAUUCCUUCCAGUGAAGGUAUGCCAUCUAAGCCAGCUAUUUCUUUUGGCUAGGCUCAAAAUGGGAUCGUGAACUAUUUCUGAGAUGCGGAAUCUUGAGUACUUUAAAAGAAUCCCUACUUUGGAUUUCCCAGUUCACACAAGACUUCUGCGCGAAAUUUUGACAGCUUCAAGUAAAGGUCAAAAUGGUUUGAAUCUUUGACUUAUCUGCGAUUUUGAUCUCGAUUAAACCUCUGUCCAUGCAAUAUAAUUGAUAGCAAGAAGGUUACAACUUGCUUGUUUUGUUGAAGAUUGACAAGGUUUCUCCGUUUAAGUACCUAGUUACUUCCAAAUUCUGAGAUUUUCAGACCAUUUCUCCUGUCAAAUCCACUCAGCACCUGUUCUAUCCUUCCUGUCUUUCGUCCUUCUUUUCGACCUUGGUUCUUAAUAGGAAUCCUUCAAUCUUCCACGGAAUACCGAAAACAUAUGGCAAUGGAAAAGGAAUCGGAACUCAUUAACAGGGACAACGUGAACGAAGGAGUUUUUGAAUUAUCCUCUCCAGCGUCCCCAAUUCCCAUAUCGCACUCUCCAGAAGAAUAUCGGAAGUUGAUCUGGAAAAUUGAUCUUCAUGUUUUGCCAGCUUUGUUUUCUCUUUGGAUAGUCUCCGUCGUUGAUCGAGGGAACAUUGGAAGCGCAAACAUCUUCGGCAUUCAAGAGGAUCUUCAUAUGAAAGGGAACGACUUCAACAUAGCCCUCCUCAUCGUCGUCAUUUGUUUUAUUGUCUUCGAUAUUCCGUGCAAUGCAUUACUAAAAGCUAGCACGCCGCAAAUCGUUCUUACUGGCGAAAUCUUCCUUCUAGGAAUCGUAGCUAUUGGAGAGGGGCUUGUCACAAGUGUCGCAGGGUUCUAUGCCAUGCGUUUCUUUGUGGGGUUAUUUGAAGCAGGACUCAUACCAGGAAGUGUCUAUAUCUUGAGUCAGUAUUAUCCUCGGUAUGAAAUGCAAUGGAGAUUAGGUAUGUUGAUGGUUGGCAAUGCCCUUGGAACCGCAUUUUCUGGACUACUUGCAUUUGCUAUUGCUGGUAUCAAUAAUGACAAUGGGUAUAAUGGCUGGAGAUGGAUUUUCAUUAUUGAAGGGUGUAUGACUGUUGCAGUGGCGGUUAUUGCCUACCCAUUCAUGCCAACUUGGCCGCAUCAGGCAAAAUGGAUGUCCGAUGAUGAAAAGACUUUGCUCGUCAGUGCAAUCAAGAAAGGGGUUGUUGAACCAAAGGGCGAGAAGCUGGACAUGCACAGACUUAUUGAGGUAUUAAAAGACUGGAAGAUAUACAUAUUUGGCAUAAUUCUCGCAUUUACAAUUAUGACGUCCGCUAGCGUCGGGAUAUUUAUACCAACUAUUGUUUCUGGCAUAUCUGCUCAUCAGGAUCCUCGCCACGUACAAGUUCUCUGUAUUCCAGUUUUUGUUGCAGCGGCAGUAUCUUCAUUUGCAUUUUCAUUCUUAUCAGACUAUUUCAAACAUCGUACAGGAUUCGCUAUUUUUGGAUACGUUAUGAUCAUAGCUGGUGCCAUAGUCUUACUUAAUCAAGAGCAUGUCCAUGCCCAUACCAGAUAUGGAGCGGUCUAUCUCCUGGCUUGUGGAAUUUACAUUGCUGUACCGAUAAUAUGGACAAUUCUACCAAACAACGUUGCUGGAACGUACAAGACGGGAAUUGCGAUAGCAAUUCAGGUCAGCAUUGGAAAUUUGGGGGGUGUAGCUUCAACUCUUUGCUUUGCAAGUACUAAGGCACCAUAUUUCGUCUUGGGAUAUACAACUAUUGUGUGGAUGACCUGUUGUGCUGCGGGUCUUUUAUUUAUCUGCAUGUUCUUCUUGUGGAUAGAGAAUAGGGCUAGAGAAGCUGGUAAAAGAGAUUAUCUAUUAGAGAGAGAGAAUGCCGACAAGCUGGGAGAUAGACACCCUUCCUUCAGAUAUACUUAUUAAUUGCUUGCUUUAUGUAAAGUAAUCAGCGCUACUGAAAUAGCAAGUAAUACUUUAAAAUUUAUAUGGUGAAAAGGUUUUUUAGGGUCA
Molecule: messenger RNA, 2595 nt
Organism: Botrytis cinerea B05.10
Lineage: Eukaryota; Fungi; Ascomycota; Leotiomycetes; Helotiales; Sclerotiniaceae
Exons: 4
Coding region: 1024-2508 (494 amino acids)
Biological process (GO): transmembrane transport
Cellular component (GO): membrane
Molecular function (GO): transmembrane transporter activity
Source: RefSeq, a predicted model, not a curated record